CUCGAUUUUCUUAAUCUUCAUUGUUCUCCGUUCAUCCAAUAGCCGGAGCCUUGAUCUGAGUCGCCAUUUGCCCUUCUCGCUUUCUUGGAGUUUUGGUGAAAUUUGUUAGGUGUUGUCGAUUACUUUUCGUGUGGGUUUCGUUCCGGAGGAUUUAUUUAUUGCUUGUCUGCUUCUUUCUUUAUAUUUUUCUCUCAUUGUCUUCCCUUGACGGAGUGAAGGGAGUGGUUAGUUAUUUUCCUGCUGUCGUUCUGUUUGGAGCCUGGGAAUCUUGUUUGAUAAAGGAGAGGGAGGGACGGAUCGUUCUUCCCACUGCCCCAGCCCCAGGUGUGUCAACCAUCCGGGUCGGGUAUGAUCCUGUUCUCAUCGACACCGUACUAACUACCUUCUAGAACCUAGAGUUCUCAUCCACUUAAGUACCCAAGUCAUAGUUUCAGAAUGGACCUUUCAACAACCCUGACCUAGAAUAUAGGUAAAACACGCUCAGUUUUUUAUUUAUGUAAUUUAAUAGCUUAAAUUACAUAAAAAACAGGCAGUUGAACGAAAAAAAAAAUAAAUUUCUUAAGCAUAUUUUCAUUCUACAGCCAAAACCAAACCUCAUCAUUUUAUCUUUAAAAAUUCGAUCAAAAUAGUUUAAUGUUAAAUGAAUUUGAAUAAUGCCACUUGUUAGUUGUUAAGAGAGGGGUGUAAUGGUCGAGAGCUAGUUUGGAUCCACCUGUUGACCAAAUCCAACCUAACCUGGUCUUGCUUUGUCAGAUCCAGAAUGAGACUGGGCCUAAAUUUAUCUGAAACCGAAUCCGGACCUAAAAUAUAUAAUUUUCUUUUUUAUUGGGUUGGAUCCUUGUCGGGUAUCAAACUAGGGCACAAUUUGGUCUUGGAGCUGUAUACCAAGUCCAAUUACCUUAUUUAAGAUCGUAUUUUCUUUAACGGGUUCCAGUAAACGGAUCUGAAAUUUAGGUUGUAGUCGGAUGGAAUGCUUGAUCUGGAAACCUCAUGGCAAUUAUACAACAGCAUAUGACUACCAACCUACCAAAUGGUCAAUGCUAACUUAGGUCAAGACAUUUUAGCAUUUGAAAAUAGAGAAAAACAUUGACACCAAAUCAGACAAUUACAUUCUUUAUCACAUAUAUAUGUUUAGAUUUGGUUAAAUUCUUUCAACUUAAGUUGACAUUUAACGAGAAGAACAUUGUGGUCUUAGAAGUUACAAGGGUACAUGUUUCAAAAACACUAGUUUUAUUCCCAAACAACAUGAAGUGAUUACGAACAUUUUUUUAAAUCCAAUAAUCACAUGUUAGACAUACUAACAUUAUGUUCUUUAGAACAAGAACAUGAUAUUUUAAGACUAUUUUCAAUUACAUACUUUCUUACAGACGCGAAAAGCUAGAGAAAGAGUACUAGAGCCUUGUUCUUUUAAUCAUAAUAGUCGCCCUUUCUUUGCCUUAGUAGUAGUUGUAGUAAUAAUAACAAUAAUAAUAAUGAGAAGAAGAUGAAAAGUUGUGGAAUAAUAAUUCUUGGCUUUAACGCGUCCGGCACCGUUUCGUGCCCCUAAGAGAAGCAAUGGUUUCAUGCGUUUGGAAAUUAUUUUUCAUAAACCCCAUUUUUCACGCCAUUGGCUACUAGCAUUAAAUUAAUUUUGACGUCCUUUCGUGCGGGUGAGGGUCACAGAUAACAAGGGUUAUGUAAUGCAGACAUACUACAAGUAACCUGUUCGACGAGAAAUGUAUAUAUAUAUUUCAAUGCUUUAACUUAUAUAUAUAUAUAAUCCGUUUAUUCAUUGAGUACAUACGAUUUUAUAACCAAGACGUCAGAAAAAAUUACCGUCAAAUUUUCAAUCCUUCGGGGACCCGGUUAUACAUUCAGAUGAAUUCAUAUAAGAGCAAGAUUUCAUAGGUUCUAAACGAUAAAGACCAUGAGUUAUAAUUUUUUGAGAAAAGAUCCUGACCUACGUAAAAUGUUAAUCCGAUCCUUCAUGAGUUAUAUUUUUGUGAGGAGGUAUGAGUCUAUUCAAAGAUUUUAGUAAGAGUGGUGGAUCCCAGUUCAAGUUUUUCAAUUUUGACAAGCAUUGCUCUUUGGUUCCUCUUUUGUUUUUUCUUUAAUCAAAAUUUCUUUACUUUUGCAAAAAAAAAAAAAAAAAACUACUUUUUAUCACUCAAACACGUUAACAUUUUUGCCAGAGAAAAACUUCUAUCUGGAAAAAUGUUGCUAGUCAAGCCUUUCUAAUGAAUCAAACAGCCCGUAAAAAUAUGAGCAGGGUGUUUUGCGUCAGCUUGCUCGAAUUCUCUUGUCAGUGGCGGGACUCAAUCAGAGGUUAAAUCCAUCCUUUACCGUGUUCCACUUAGUUGACCCCUGUGCAAUCGAAUUUAGAUCUCGUUUUUUAAACCAAAAUAGGACUUGACUAACAUCCGACAUUUACAUGUAAUCAGCCCCGACCUUUAUCGAACUUCAGUCGUACAUCAAACUCAGAUUCAGUUAUGAAAGUCCAUAUGAAUCCGAAAUUUAAUUCCUGAUUUGGUCAAACAUUCCAUACCAGAUUGAGCUAAAAGCUAAAUUUGCCUCCGCAAACUUUUGAACUCAGCAGAGCUUAAAGCUAAAUUUUCUUGGAUGGACUGACCCAAUAUCUAAUCUGUCUGCUCUACCAUGACUUGUCGUCCACUAUCCAAGUUCUCCAUCUCUCCAAUCGGUCGUUGGACAGUCUCCCAUGGUCCCAACUCUUUUGGGCCGCGCGAUAGAAGUCGAUAUCGAGCGGCCUUCGAAGCCAAAAGAUCUGAAGCGAAGAGAAGGGAAAAGACAGGAGAAGUUAAGCGUGAGAGUUACGUGGUUCGGUCAGUUGGGUUCUACAUCCACGGGAACGUGAGAGAAAAUUUUCUUGGCAAUGGGUGGAAAAGUUGAAAUUUCACCUCACCCUAAAAUGAAGUGUGUUUGAUGAAAUUGAUAAAGUUUACCUGAAAAAUUAUCAGUAGGAAAUGAAAAGAAAAGUUAAAUAACUAAUUAAAACAGUUGAUCAUAACGUAAUAAAAAUAUAAAACAAUUAAUAAAUGGCGACACCAAAUUUUUGAGACAUAGUUGUACGUCAAACCAAAAGUUGAGCAUGGCACGACCACUUACGUUAUUAGUGUCUUAAAAAAAGAAAAAAGAAAAAAAGAGGUCGCCCAGGAGGUCGCUGAGGUUGGAAUGUGGACAGCGUCAAGAAGAGGUACAGCUGGACGAGUUUUCAACAAGAUGGCUUCUUCACUCUAUAGUGCAUUCUGGCGUGCCUAGCGUGGUAAGUUUACGAGGCUAAAUUUCCACCAAAAACGCUCCCUUUUCCCAACUAAAAUUUUUUGCGUUUAAUGAAGGAAGAGAUAUUCGUACCAGUUCCUCCUCUCUACAGUAUUUCACCUGGCUAUCAAAGGAAAAUCCGGUUAACCACUCCCCUUUCCUCCCUAGCGUGCUUCGAAGAGGAGAGAAUCUCUUCCAGGCACAAGCUUGCAAUGCUAAUCAAAUGCAGGCGGAAUUUUCACUUACAACGACUUUUGGUAGCUCGACACUAGCAUUAAGGAUUAUAGUCGCUCUUUUGACAGCUUUUGAGGGUGUUGGAAGUGUUCUUGUUUCAUGGUUACCAAUGUAUGAUGAGUUCAAACUAGCAUUCUUUGUUUAUCUCUGGCACCCAAAAACAAAGGGAGCUUCUUAUGUGUAUGACACCAUCUUGCUGCCCUACAUAAUAAGCCACGAGUGGGAUAUUGAUCACAAUGUGCUAGAGUUGAAAACCAAAGCUGGCCAUUUUGCCGUCCUUUAUCUACAAACCGUUGCUAAUUAUGGGCAAGAAAAGUUCUUUGAACUCCUCCAAUUCUUUUCAUCACGAUCACCAAAACUAAAAUCAGAUCAGGUUCCAGAAGCACCUCUCAAUGGUGGUAGGCAUUCGUCACAAUCACCACCUCAGACCAGAGGCACACCUUCAGUUCCACAGGCUUCCUCUCAUGAGCAUGACUACGUGCCAUCAGCCCCACCUGUACCUCGGGAGUAUGAAUUUGACAAUCGUGCAAAUGAGGCAGCAAACUGGAGGCCUGCUGCUAAUGGCAGAAAUCAUGGGCAGGCAGACUCGUUCCUCCCAGGCACAGCACAAGGGGGAAGAGAUGGACUUGAUAUGGAAAGAAUGAUACAUAAUGCUCAUAUGAGGCUUAGGCGAGACCGUCGAUGAUUUGGAACUGAUGAUUUCUUCAAAUUUUUUGUAUCCAAAAAUCAUUGUGCUUCCUCCUGCUUCCAUGGGACGAAAAGAAAGAAAAGUUCCUGCAUGCAGCGAAAAAGGUCAAUGCUGUUUAUAGAUAGUCAAUGCCGGCGCUAGGCAUGCAAAAAGAUCAUUAAGCUGCACGCAAGCAGUGAUGAACCAUAGCUUCUCCAUUCCUGAUCUUUGAGAAAGACCAAUCUUGUGCUUGGCAGUAUUUAUUUCUGAACAAUUAAUGUACAUAGAUGAUAGAUUCUUAAUAGUUAAAGGGAGAUGGUCGUUCUGACA
This is a messenger RNA of Nymphaea colorata (pocket water lily), 4486 nucleotides long. RefSeq names its product putative HVA22-like protein g. The coding region runs from base 3479 to 4174 and encodes 231 amino acids. Lineage: Eukaryota; Viridiplantae; Streptophyta; Magnoliopsida; Nymphaeales; Nymphaeaceae. The transcript is spliced from 5 exons. The record is from RefSeq and is a predicted model, not a curated record.